UUAUGAAAACAACAUUCAGUACCUGUCACCUGGAGUUUUUAAAGGCUUGACAAACAUGCAGUCCAUGAGCUUUUAUUUCAACAAAAUCCGCACAGUGAGCAACGAGCAAUUCAAAGAUAUCGCGCCAAGUAUUCGAUUCCUUUACCUCCAUUACAACGAAAUGCGAGAACUACCGGCCGGUUUCUUCUCGAACAUGGAAAAGUUGACAACAGCGACUGUAGACACAAACCUGAUGUGUUGCCAUUUGAAGAAGGAGGACGCAGAUUGUGACUUUGCUUAUGUCGACAGCUUCGCCAGUUGUGAAACUAUGUUCAGAAAUAGAGCUCCUCGGAUAUGUCUCUGGGUGGUUGGAAUUAUGUCGUUGCUUGGUGCUGUGUUUGUGAUCGUGUGGCGGCUGGUGUUUAAGGAGACGAAGAAGAAAAACAAAAUACAGUCUAUCAUGUUGAUACAUUUGGCCGGGUCUGAUGGACUGAUGGGUGUCUACCUUAUCAUAAUAGGUGUGAUGGAUGCCAUUUGGGCAGGGCAGUAUUUCUUGCAUGAUUAUAACUGGCGUUCAAGUUUGUCAUGUCAGAUAACAGGUGCCAUUGCCGUGUUGUCAAGUGAGGUGUCUGUAAUGACAAUUUGUUUGCUCUCCGCCGACCGGGUUAAGAAUAUUCUGUUUCCCUAUCGUGGAAAGUCCCUUACAAUCAAGGUUACGCACCUAUUGUGCCUUCUUAUCUGGAUCGUUGGUGGCAUAAUUGCAUUUAUUCCCACGGUGGGCAUCGUCUACUUUGGUAGUCGCCAAAAAGGUCACCACUUUUAUGGCAGAUCAGUUGUUUGUCUACCAUUGCAGCUUUCCGCUGAUAAGCCCUCAGGCUGGGAAUACUCUGUCGCCAUGUUUGUUGGGCUAAACUUUUCGCUUGUGUUCUUUGUCAUUGUGGCCUAUUCGAUGAUUAUCUAUCAGUCCUGCACAUCAAACAGGCGCCUGGCUCAGCAAGGAACCGAAAGAGAGAGGAAAAUGAAAGCCAAGAAAAGGGCAGCCAAUCUGAGGAGGGAGGCUUCGCUCGCCAAAAGAGUGUUUUUCAUCGUUCUUACCGACUGUGUCUGCUGGCUGCCUAUCGUGGUGAUUGGAAUGAGGUCUCUCCUAGAAAAAUCUUUCCGUACACCAGGUGACCUGGCAGUUUGGAUCGCAGUCUUUGUUCUGCCGGUUAACUCUGCCAUCAAUCCCAUUCUCUACACUUUAUCAACAAAACAGGUACGACGUGUUCUGAGUCCUAAAUUCCAGCAGUUGUUGGGCUAUUUGAUGCAAAAGUGUGGACGAAAUCAAAACAAUGAAAGCCAAGAUGAGGGCAUGGAAAUGAGAGUCAUCGAAGAAGUUCAAAUCCAUCGAGACGCAGAAAGUGAUGACAGCGAUGACACUGAUGACGAAUCAAAAGAUCAAAGUGCGCAUGUCCAGAACGCAGAGCAGACCGAUCACGAAGAGCCUGAAGAGAGAGAUGAGACUGAACAGGAUGAACAACCGGAGGAAGACCACCAAGACCCAUCAGAGCAGAAAGACGAACCUGAAAAACGAGAAAAAGAAUCUGAACAACAACAAGAACAAGAAGAAUCGGAAAACGAGUGUAAAGAAUCCAAAGGGCAAAAUGAAGAUAACAUUGAAGAUGAGUCUGACAAACAAGAAGAAGAACUAAAAGGGGGUUUGGAAGAAUCUGAAGAGCAAGAUGAAAAUAACAUGGACGAUGAAGCUGGAGAAGACGAACAGUUUAUUAUGAAUAAGGAUAAACACCAAGCAGAUGACAAUCUCCCAGCAGCCUCAGGGCGAGAGUCUCCAAGAGCACCGCUGGCCACGUUUGACGAUGACUGCGAUCUUGAUCACUUUUACGAAGCCCUGGAUGGUCUAAAAGAAACGAGUGUGUAAUCAACAACACUCUAUUCUCAGAUGAGUGUAUUCUUUGUGGAGCAAUUUUACUUCGAAAUCGAUAAAGUAGUUAUCAAGGCACCUGCAGUAGUUUUCGUAAAUGGUGUCAAAAUACAAGCUUGUUGUUUUAAGUGCCGGUGUCACGCUAAAUAUAAUACUGUAGUUAAAUAUUCGUUUGGAUAAAUGUAACGAAAAUGGGUCAUUUGAGAGGAUUACUUCCUAGGGAUACUAGUUGUCUCGCUUGAGUUUGGGCUAUAUAUGCAGCACUUCAUACAUGUACUAUUACAAAUCAAAAGCAUGUUGACUUCCUUCAGCCAUAGUCUAUUAACUAUGCUUCAGCAGUAAGAAAGCUUUGAACUGUUAAAACUAAACUAUUUUAAAAGCCCAUCUCUGUCCUUUGUAAUAACAUUUAAGAUUAUUCUUUAUUAAUGAGAGUGAGCUUUAAAAUAGACAAACAGUGUUUCCUGUCCCUUUUUGGAGUGAAUGCCGUAAAGUUACCAACUCAAAACGUCAUUCCAAAAGGCUGGCAGAUACAGUUACCCUUCGCAUUAAUCUCUAAGGGCUUUUUCUUGAUAAAUAGAUAACUUUUGAGUAGUCUUUUAUAUAAUUAUUUCAGAUGUAGAUUGAAUUUCAGUUCAGUUAGUGUCAGGUGCAGAAAAAGUGGCAACAUGUGGAGGUGUUUAUAUAUAGGGUCUGAUCAGAACAGCAGGCAAACUAUAGGCUGCUAGAGAAAAGAUUAUUUGUCACUCCCUAUAUUUACUUGUCAUUUGUUAAAACUGGUAAGAUUUUAAGUACAUGGCUGUGUUGUUUGGCAAUGUUAAGCCAUACAUGGUAUUUAUUCAAUCUAACACUGAUAUCAAUACCUUAGUUAUGAUUUGUUCAAUUCAAUCUAAACAUCUGAGACACUCAGUAGAUGACUGUGUUGCACGACAAUGUCAAGCCAUGAGUCAUAAUAAUUCAAUUUCAAUCAGUUACCACAUAUUGUUUUCUUACUUAUGAUUUGUUUAAUGCAAUCUUAACAUCUUAUGAUAUAUUCUGUAGAUGGCUGUUGUAUAGCAAUGAUAAGCCAUAAUUUGCAUUUAUUCAAUUUGAAGUUACCGGUACCUUCAUUAUCUUUUCCAUUGUAAGCAUUCAGUAGCAGGCUGUGUUGUAUAGCAACGCUAAACCAUGAAUCAUUUUUGUUCAACCUGAAGUUGUCUUACUCAUGAUUUUGUCAUUACAGUGGUUACAUCUGAUAUGUUUAGUAGAUGGCUAUGUUGUAUUACAAUGCUUAAAGCCAUGAAUCAUAAAUAUUCCAUCUGAAUUUACUAAUGAUAUCUUGCUCAUGAAUUGUUCUCAUCACAAUCAUGGUAACUUCAACCAUGUUUAAUAGAUGGUUGCGUAGUUUAACAAUUGUAGGCCUUGAGUCAUAUUUAUCCAAUUUCAAGUUGCUUUUGAUAUCUUACUCAUGAUUUGCUCAAAAAAAAAUGCUAUAUCUUAAGUAAUUAGUAGAUGGCCGCAUUGCUUAACAAUGUUAUGCCAUAAUUUGAUUUACCCCACUGCACGCAUGCACCAAGUGCUCAGGUCAGAUGAUGCAUGUGUAUCUGGCUCACUUAUUUAUUCAUUUGGAUUUUUUGCUCUUUCUACUCUUAAGUAAAUUAUGCAGAAGCUUGUACAACUUGAAAGAAAAAAGGUGUUGCUGAAUUAAUGCAGAAAGACAGGAAGAUGAACAUCAACUGAGUGAUAUGUAUCAGUCAAAUCUGUGUUGGCCAACUGUCAACUAGCCAGUGAAGUCACUGUAUAUUGUCAAGCAUAUCUGCCUAAAUAAAUAAAAUAAAAUAAAAAUUUGUGGUUUAUUGUAGAUAACUAUCCAUUAACCCAUUGACCCCUAAGAAUGACUAGCAUCAAAUUUCUCCUCACAAUCACCCCUGAAUCAAACAGUAAGGUCACUAGAAUAAAGGAAAUCAUCACCAAAUUAAGAAGCUCUGAAAUGUUAACAAAUUCUC
Molecule: messenger RNA, 3882 nt
Organism: Stylophora pistillata
Lineage: Eukaryota; Metazoa; Cnidaria; Anthozoa; Scleractinia; Pocilloporidae
Biological process (GO): hormone-mediated signaling pathway; adenylate cyclase-activating G protein-coupled receptor signaling pathway; activation of adenylate cyclase activity
Cellular component (GO): plasma membrane
Molecular function (GO): G protein-coupled peptide receptor activity; protein binding
Source: RefSeq, a predicted model, not a curated record